GGCUGUGUUAGCUCCGUGCGUCUUUAGUGUCUGUGUGAGUGCUUUAGCGGAGCCUUAAAGCGGACAGAGCACACUGAAACAUGGCACAAGUGAAGCUGAAGGAGGAGCCGGAGCUGUGGGAGCCAAAGGAGCCGGACAACAGUGUGGUCCGUGAGCUCAAAGAGGACCCAGACUGUAGAGGUGACCAAAGCGCAGCUGAGGGUCCAAGUCUGGUCCAGAUGAAAGAGGAACAAGAGGAAGAGGAAGUCCACCAGCAGUGGAUCCAAGCGUUCCCAGUGAUUGUCUCUGUGAGGAGUGAGAAAGAGGAGUGGUUAGUGAAAGAGGAGAGCAGAGAGAACAGUGACACAGCAGUAGGAGCAGCUUUCACAUGUACAGUUUGUGCAAAGGUUUUCAGACAAAAGAAUUAUCUACAACUGCACAUGAAGGCUCACAGCACAAAGAGACCAUACAGGUGUCCAGUUUGUACCAAGGACUUCACUCAGAAGUGUUAUCUGCAUCUUCACCUGAAGACUCACAGAGGACAAAGACUGAACAGGACCAAACACUCUGACUCACAGAGAGAACAACAGUUUUCCUCUGACACAGACAACUCUGAAGACUGGACACCUGAAAGUCCCACUGCACAAACACACUCUGAGCCCAGUGAACAGCUGCAGGAGCCAGCUCACAGGAACAAUGACAGAGAAGCAGGAGGCCCAGCCAAAGCUUACAAAUGCUCUGAGUGUGGGAAGGAGUUUCAGAGCACAGGCAUGUUUAAAAGACACAUGAGGGGGCAUGAGGCAGAGAGACCAUUCAGUUGCUCAGUUUGUGCAAAGAAUUUCACACAAAAUUGUUAUUUACAACUGCACAUGCGGACUCACAAAACAAAGAAUUUAAACAGAAAGUCUUAUGUGCAACUAAACAUGAGGACUCACAAACAAGAUCAACCAUUCAGGUGUAUAGUUUGUGCAAAGAAUUUCACACGCAACUGUAAUCUACAACUGCACAUGAGGACUCACAAAAUGGAUAGGCCAUUCAGGUGUUCAGUUUGUACCAAGGACUUCACUCAGAAGUGUUAUCUGCAUCUUCACCUGAAGACUCACAAAGGACAGACACUGAACAGGACCAAACAGGAGGACCAGGGCAAAGGCCAAAAUGCUCUAAAAAGACAGAGCUCUGUCGUACAUGAAGUCCAGAAAGAAGAGAGCAGAGAGGAGAGUGAGCAAGGGGAGAGUGAGCGAGGGGAGAGUGACACUGAGGAGAGUGACACUGCAUCUUCAGAGGAAGAUUCAGAUAAAUCCUCUGACUCUGGAGACUGGAGUCCUGCAGUUCAGAGACACUCCUCACAUAGACGCUCUAAAGUGGGGUCUGGGACAGACAAGAGACCCCUGAAGUGCUCUCACUGUGGAAAGGGCUUUCCCACCAUCAAAAGAGUGAGGAGGCAUGAGCUCAACCACCUGGAGGACAAACCCUUCAAAUGUUCAUUUUGUACUAAGAGUUUUCUAUCCAUCACUCGCCAACUCGAACACACCAGGACCCACACAGGAGAGAAGCCCUUCAAAUGCUCCAUCUGUGCAAAGCACUUUUCAACAGAGAAACUACAAAGACUGCACAUGAGGAUUCACACAGGAGAGAGACCUUACAGCUGUUCCAUUUGUUCAAGGACCUACACACAAGCUCAGAGUCUAAAGAUGCACCUACUCACACACAAAGAAGAGAAACCAUUCAAAUGUACAGUUUGUGAAAAGGCUUUCACCGAAAAGAAAACACUAAAACUGCACAUGAGGAUCCACACAGGAGAGAGACCUUACAGCUGUCCAGUUUGUGCUAAGACCUUUACCUUAAAUGGUCAACUCACAAGACACAAGCUGAGAGUCCACUCAGGAGAGCGACCGUUCAAAUGUACAGUUUGUGCCAAAGAUUUUAAAGAAAAGAAAGCUCUAAAAACUCACAUGAGGAUUCACACAGGAGAAACACCUUAUAGGUGUCCAGUUUGUGGUAAAGGUUUUAAACAAAACUACAUUAAACAACAUAUGAUAACCCACACAGGGGAGAGACCUUACAGCUGUUCUGUCUGUUCUAAGAGGUAUGCAGACAAGAACAAACUAAGGAAACACAUGAAGACCCACUCGGGAUUAAAGUGUCCGAUUUGUGAAAAGGGAUUUGCUGAAAAGAAAUCCAUGGAAUACCACAUGAACAUCCGUCACACAGGAGAGCGGCCAUUCCACUGCACAGUUUGUGACAAGGACUUUGUGGCUGAGGGCUGGUUUAACACACACAUGCGGAUUCACACCGGAGAGAAACCUUUCAGCUGUUCAGUUUGUACCAAGACAUUUAGAACAAAGUGUAAAGUAAAGAGACACAUGAAAAUCCAUACAGGAGAUGCACCAUUCAGCUGUUCAAUCUGUUUUAAGGAAUUUCAGUCAGAGCACGGUCUGAAUGUUCACAAGAGCAAUCACGCGGCAGAUAAACCCUUCGAAUGUGGGAUUUGUGCUCAGAGCUUCUCCUCAAAGAGCGCUCUGAUCAUUCACCACAAAGUCCACAAAGGAGACCGGCUCUUCAGCUGUUCAGUCCAGUUAUACAAAAUGGAGUCUUGAACCAUGAGUGAGGAACAAGAUUCAGUUUGAACUGUUAACAGAGGGGCCGGACCGAUGCAGGCACUGGUGUAACAAACACCAAAGAGAUCGGCCAGCCGAACAUAUCACUGCUUUAUAAUAGUGAUUAUUCCCAUCCAAAGUGAUAGUGUUGGAAAAUUACUGAAUACACGUAUGCGUAUUUUGAAUAGUGAUUUUGAGUAACUGUAUUCAGGUACAGUUUCUCUUUAAUUAGUGGCAUUCAGAAUACAGUUACUUUAAUCAAACCCUGCAGUAUUCAAAAUAUUCAGAAUAAGGUGCUUUGAUCGGACCAUAUAUCAGAAUACAGUGGAUCGUCGCUAUAUCGCAGUUCAUCGUUUGCGGUCUUGCUGUUUUGCAGAAUUUUUUAGUGCAAUUUUGCAUGCUUUUUUUACAGUGUAUGAACGGGCAUUGUGUUCUGCGUCCUGAUUGGCUAAGGGACUGUAGACCAUUGUCCAUCAGUCUCCUCUGUGCCGUGUCUCCUGUACAAUACAGAAUGUGUUCAGACAAAUUUACAUAAAUGUUGGAUCACAGUGUGACUCUGAAGUGCUGUAUGUUUGCAAGUUUUCUCCCUGACAAAACCCACAAUGUUGAUGAAACGUUCUGCACCAUCAAAUUUCAGAAACACUUUGAAUUUAAGUGUUUCUCUACACGGAGAGGCGCCUCUGCGGAUACCGCUGGAGCAGAAACACGUGAACAACAAAUUUAAAGUGUAUCAAAAUCUGUAUUGGUGAGAUGUGACCAUGGUCAGUGAGAAUGGGACAAGAUCUCACGAGACAAAAUAGCCACCAAAUGGAGCACGUUUUUCUUUUAAUGUUUGGUCUGGAUCAUGAAGUGCUGACUACAUUUCUCAAGAAGCUGUGGUUCUAAAAAGCAGUGCUACAGUGACAACAAAGAUUUUAAAUCUGACUUAUUCUGCAAACUGGAUUUUUCAGAUUUUUUAACCAUGUUCUGUUAAUUUCUUCUUAUUGAGUCUCUGAAGUUGUAUUUGAAGUGACUCAUGGUUGAGUAAUCUUUAAUCACUUCAUUCACUCCAAUUUGCUGAUCUAUCCCAGUUUUCUCCUGCAUCGGUACAUGGCCAGUGUGACGUACACGCCCACUGUGAUGUACACGCCCACUGUGACGUACGCACUUCCUUUUCCAGUUUUAUUUUCUUAAUCAGUGAUUCAGCAGUCAUUUUGUUACAAAUGAAAAAAAUUUGCAGCUCACUAGUGUGUUGUGCAGCUAUCCAUAGCAGCUCCCUUUGGACACCGUGGUUUUCUAACACAGAAGUCAGCGGACUUGUUUCUUUUAUUAAGUAGCUUUAGGUGAAUACAGUGGUCCCUUGCUACAUCACGGUUCAUCUUUCGCUCUAGUGCAAUUUUGCAUGCUUUUUUUUUUUUACAGUGUAUGAACGUGCAUUGUGUUCUGUGUCCUGAUUGGCUAAGGGACUGUAGACCAUUGUCCAUCAGUCUCCUCCGUGCCGUGUCUCCUGUACAGUACAGAAUGUGUUCAGACAAAUUUACAUAAAUGCUGGAUUACAGUGUGACUCUGAAGUGCUGUAUGUUUGCAAGUUUUCUCCCUGACAAAACCCACAAUGUCGAUGAAGUAUUUUGCACAGACCAAGACACCUACCAAGGUCUGAACUUUGAGAGUGGUUAAACAAGAGAGAAAUGUGAGAAAAUGUCAAUGCCUGUCUGAGAAAAGUAUGAAAAGUAUGUGGUGCGGGGUUUUACAGCGUUAAAGCAUAUAUAAUAAUUGUAAAAAAUAAAGCUGACUACUAUUUUCCCUAUUGCAGGUUAUUUUUUAGAACAUAACCCCCAUGAUAAACGAGGGACCACUGUAUUGUGAUUUAAAAUGUGCAAAAUAUAACAUAAUGAUCCACAGGUGUCAGAGAUUAUGACUAUAGACCAGACACAAUGACUUAAUUUAAAGAACCCAUUUUCUGAAUCGAAAUUGGUGAGGACAAAAUUAUGAACCGCACAAUUUAUUACAAAGUCAACAUCUCAUGUUUUUCUCAUGGCAAAGAUGUCGUCCCAACACUAAUAGUCAGUUGUGUCCUCAUUGUUCAUAUGAAUUUUUGUGUUUAGACCAUAGACUGUACAACAGACGUGAACUGAGCAUUCGGCUCCAGUCAAAUGAAGCUCAUCAAAGCUAGCAAUUAUAACGGCCAAUUUGGAGCUAAAUCCCAUUUUUGGAAUUUUGACCGUGAGUAUCAUAGCAACCAAAGAGCCAAUCCAUAGUGAGGCUGUUGAAAGUAACGCUCCCUCCUGUCUGCAUCACUGGUUUGACAGGGAGCGGGCACUUGGCAACACUGUCAAUCAAACCUGUUACAAAAUUUUUGUGGAAGUGACCUUGGGGAAAGAAGGCACCCCAUUUGUCUGUUAUUAAUGUUCAUAUUGAUUUAGGGACAAAAUUGUAAAAUAAUAAGCCCAGGAUCAUGUAAAGAGGGUUAAAACCAACAUUUUAAGGUCAGAACGACGAGCCUGACAGCAGCGGUUACAGAGAGAAGGACUACACUUUUUCAAUUGAAGAGUCAAUAGAGCUGGAAGCACGCCCGUGCUCACUUCCUGGUCCUCUCGGCCUCCUCACUUCCUCGUAUACUUUUGCCACUCAUUGCCAAAAUUCUGUAUGUUGUGAUGUCAUCUGCAUAGCCUCCAAUGAUGUCACGUGAACACAAACUAUCGUGACGUACCCAGUCACUCUUCACUUUGGGGUUUGGUUUAACCCUGUCCCCUUUUCCUCCUCACAGGACUGGACGCAUCACUGUCCAUCACUGAAACCUGUUUUCCCACACUGCCUCUUUAAAUCUUGCUGCGGAUUCAUUUUUCUGAACUGAUUCUGGUCUGCUUUUAAGCAGUUCCAAAGCAGUGCAAAGAUUACAACAAAAGUAUAAAAUAAGUAAUUGAAUCACACAAUUUGACUUGUUAAAAUCUGGCAUUGUCUCGUUCUCAUGCACCCGAUCUUGUGUUUUGUUUUGUCGAAAUGUUCUCAUCCCCUCCCUGUAUGACUCGAGCUUCACAGUUCCGCCCACUUCCGAGUCUGAUCUGGUUCCAAAAUUUUUCGUAAAUUUUUCCCACAGACUUUUGGAAAAAAUUGAUUAUUAAGAGUUCAAAGGCAUUGCGGAGGCUAACCGACACCAGCUACAUGCUAACUAACAGUUAUAAUGGUUGUUUUAAGUCCAAAAACACAACAUGUAAAGUGUCACGAAAACAUUUGAAGUAAAAUUCUACGUCUAGAGGUGAUCAGCCCUAAGCCUUCAAACCUUUUCUUUUCGGAAAGUCUAUUGGAAAAAUGAAAGAGAAACAUACUUCUGGGACUGGGGGCGGUCAGUGUUGAGCUCCAUAGAAACAGAUCAGACAGAGAGAUUUUGUGGCCGUUUGCUACUUUGCUUUUGUAAUGUCGAUAUUAAGACCUAUUUAUUUAAGCAAUCGUAAGAAACGUGCUGAGCCUUGCCCUGUCUGUAAAUGCCUUUUGUUGAGAUUCAAGAAUCCAUAAAAAACUGAACUACACAAAUAUCUUUUUGCUGUCAAAUAAAAGAUUACACCUC
Periophthalmus magnuspinnatus is the source of this 6120-nucleotide messenger RNA. Its product is annotated as zinc finger protein 431-like. The coding region runs from base 81 to 2576 and encodes 831 amino acids. The transcript has 3 exons. The record is from RefSeq and is a predicted model, not a curated record. Gene Ontology annotation, biological process: regulation of transcription by RNA polymerase II. NCBI's taxonomy places the organism in Eukaryota, Metazoa, Chordata, Actinopteri, Gobiiformes, Gobiidae. Gene Ontology annotation, molecular function: DNA-binding transcription factor activity; RNA polymerase II cis-regulatory region sequence-specific DNA binding.